CCUCUUAUAGUAUUAACGUAAAUAAAUAAUGACAAUUUAUCACGCGCGACCGCUUUGCUCACUUGAUUGUUAUUGAAAGUGUUGUUGUUGUUGUUUUCGGUCGUGUAAUUUUUAUAAAAAUUUAAUUGUGAACUUUUCAUUAUUCAAUGUCAUUGAACAAAAAGCAGCAGGCUGGUGUUAAAUUGAAAUAAUAGUAUAUUUUGUAUUAACAAAAUGCCUGUGACACUAGUGGAUAGGCUGCCCUUGCCGAAUCUCAAGGUUUACUCGGCGGGAAGUGUUUUACUAUUGUCAGUAGCCGUGUAUUAUGCUAUAUGUGUAACUAGUGACCCCAGCUGGAAGGUAAAUGCGACUCUCCAGCGCGAGGAAUCGGCAAUUUCUCACGAUGAAGUAAAGAUGGUGCAACCAGAUAGUUUGGCUGCGGGCGAGCUCACUGCUGGCUCCAAAAAUGUUUCCGAUCAGUUCAUGGAAGUUAUGACCUUUAUGAUGCAGGAGCCGCUUUGUAUGUGGACGUUGAUCAACAUGGCGUACUGUUCCCUGGCUCUGUUCGGCCUGGCCAUCCAGCGCGCGGUGUUCGGCCGGCUGCGUGUGUCCGAGGCUCAGCGGGUGAAGGACAAGUUCUGGAACUACGUCUUCUACAAGUUCAUCUUUGUGUUCGGCGUCCUCAACGUGCAGUACAUGGACGAGGUUCUGCUAUGGAGCGGAUGGUUCACCGUCGUGGGAUUCCUCCACCUGCUGGGACAGCUCUGCAAAGACAGAUUCGACUAUCUGUCCUCGUCGGCCAGCGUGUCCCGGGGGGCGGUCGUUCGUCUGCUGUGUUUGCUGGCGGGCAUGUUGCUAGCGGCCGGGGGGCUCGCGGCUGCCGCGGUCACUUGGGGCCUGGCUGCCGGCAGGGACACCUUCGCCUUCAUGAUCGCUGAGUGCCUACUAGUGGCGGUCCCCACGCUGCACGUGAUGGCUCGCUACACGCUCAGGGCGAGGAACGCGGACGCCGCCGGCGCCACAGCCUACUACACACAUCUAGCAUUCGAUUCGGUGUCCCUGGUGGUGGAGACGUGUCACGUGUGUCACAUGGUGGUGUACAGUAACGUGGUGGUGUCCAUGGCGUCGCUGGUGCUGCUCAUGCAGCUGAGGCAUCUGCUGCACGCCCUGCUCGCGCGACUCAGGAGGCACCGCCUCUACACCGCCCUUUCCACUCACAUGACCAAACACUACCCGAUGGCCAGCGUAGAGGAGGUGAUGAAACACGAGGACAAGUGCGCCAUCUGCUGGGAACCCAUGACCGAGGCCAGGAAACUGCCCUGCAAACAUCUCUUCCACAACUCGUGCCUGUGUCGCUGGGUGCAGCAGGACGCGUCCUGUCCCACGUGCCGGCGCUCGCUGCAGGCUCGGCCCGCACCCUCGCCCGCCGCACCCCUCGCACCCCUCGCGCCCCUCACGCCCGCCGCCACCAUGGGUCUCGACGCCACACACAACCAUCUGUUCCACUUUGACGGCUCCCGGUACGUGUCGUGGCUGCCGAGCUUCUCGGUGGAGGUGACGCGGGUCAGGGACGCGCCGCCUCUUGACGAUAUGGUGGACCAGGUGUUGGCAGUGUUCCCUCAGUACGGUCGCGAGGCCGUGAUGGCGGACCUGGCUCGCUCGCGCUCGCCGGACGUCACCGUACACAACAUACUGGAGGGCAGACUGCCGCCGCCCCCGCCCCCGCCCUCGCCCUCGCCACCCCCCGCACACGCCCCGCCCGUCCCGCUGGCGACCCCCGCCAUCGUGGCCCCCAUACAGACGCACACCCCGCACGUCGGAUACCACAGCACGGAGGGGUUCUCCUCGGUGGCGGCGGAGAGAGAGGACACGCUGCGGAGACGGAAGGAGGCGCUGCUGGCGGCGGCCAGGAGGAGAUACCUGGACAGGCGGGCGGCGGCCGGCGCGGGGGGCGCGGGGGGCGGGCGGCCCGCACACACCGCCAGCUGAGUGUUCCGACACGUCCUCACGCGCCUCGCACACACACACGCGGCCGGCGCCCGGCACCUACACCGCUCCGGCUUGACGUAACCCAGACUAUAUGUGUGGAGGAGGGCCGCGCCCCACUCAGGACGCUAGUUCACUGUGUUAUACCGACGUCGCCCCGCGCUCGGAGGCGACGCUUAUUUUCUAUUAUAUUUAGAAUGUAUUUUUCUAUGAAGUUAGGAUUUUCGAUGAAUGUCGUCCGCCGCCCGCCGUGACUGCGCGUGGCGGGCCGACCUUCUCUGUACAUGUAGUCUUAGGUCUACCGUUACUUUGUAUUGAAUGUUGUCGGCACAAAACUGUUUUAAACUCUACAUAUUAUAUAAAUGUAUUAGUGUCGGAGGUCAUCGCUCGUUGGUCGGUUGUAAUACGCCGUCCUUCAUAUGUUAUAAGGUUCGUGUGUUAUAUAAACGUUAAAUAUUUCUCAUCAUUAUAAUCAUUCAGAUAGUUUUAAGUGACUCUACGCUCUAUACUCUACACUCCGCCCCGGACUCUAGGUGUAUGUGUUGUGGGUACAGGUGUGUGCCUCGCCGCACUCCUCCUCAUGGUACUUACUAACAUUUGAUCUGUGAAGAGUCCGUUGAACACAUUUUUGCGAGGUCUCUCUCUGUUUGCGACGUUUGUUGAUAUCGCUCGUGAGGCUCUAGAUACUUAUUGUUAAAUUUUAAGUGAAUUACAAAUAUGUAAUAAAAAAACGAAAACUAGUCAAAAAUAAAUAUGAUUAACUUAA
Molecule: messenger RNA, 2731 nt
Organism: Danaus plexippus (monarch butterfly)
Lineage: Eukaryota; Metazoa; Arthropoda; Insecta; Lepidoptera; Nymphalidae
Product: E3 ubiquitin-protein ligase AMFR-like
Exons: 10
Coding region: 214-1968 (584 amino acids)
Biological process (GO): ubiquitin-dependent protein catabolic process; endoplasmic reticulum unfolded protein response; protein K48-linked ubiquitination
Cellular component (GO): cytosol; endoplasmic reticulum; ubiquitin ligase complex
Molecular function (GO): ubiquitin binding; ubiquitin protein ligase activity
Source: RefSeq, a predicted model, not a curated record